Colletotrichum fioriniae is the source of this 507-nucleotide messenger RNA. RefSeq lists its product as uncharacterized. Gene Ontology annotation, cellular component: cytosol. Lineage: Eukaryota; Fungi; Ascomycota; Sordariomycetes; Glomerellales; Glomerellaceae. Gene Ontology annotation, molecular function: protein-disulfide reductase activity. The record is from RefSeq and is a predicted model, not a curated record.
AUGGACACUCUCUCAUGGAUGUUCCUGGCCUUUGCCAUUUACAUGCUCGCGAAAACACUCUUCGCAGACCGCUCGCCCAUCCCUGAGACAUCAGGCAAAGUCUACAAAGUCGCCAGCGCCGGAGAGCUAGACGCCCUCCUCGCCUCCACUACCAAUGUCGUCGUCGACUUCUACGCCGACUGGUGCCCGCCGUGCCGUGUCAUCGCGCCCAUCUUCUCCGGUCUGGCCGACAAGCACGCCGCGGAGGGGAAGCUUGCUUUCGCCAAGGUAAACGUCGACCACGUCAACAACGUCGCUGGCCGCUACGGUGUCACUGCCAUGCCGACGUUCAUGUUCUUCCAGAAGGGGAAGCCUACGGGUGUGGCUGCCAAGGGGGUGACGCCUCGCCAGUCGGUUGUUUUCACUGAGGAUGGUCGGGUCGAUAAGAUCCGGGGUGCGGAUCGGGCUGCGUUGCAGGCUGUUGUGCAGGCGCUGGCUGGUGAUGGAGAGGACGCGAAGAAGGAGUGA